Messenger RNA from Microthlaspi erraticum, 1089 nucleotides. Lineage: Eukaryota; Viridiplantae; Streptophyta; Magnoliopsida; Brassicales; Brassicaceae. The record is from the annotation of a GenBank genome assembly.
AUGGAAAACUUCAAUCGCUUAUACAAGGAGUUACAAAACCUCCGUCUUUACAACGCCGGAGAAACUAGCCAGCAACAACAACCACCGUUAAUCUCUCCCGCUAUGCCUCAUGCUUCCGGCAACACAACGUCAAAACCUCACGAAGAAAGAGAAACCAGUUUACCAAUACCUCCGGCGACCCAUUCACUCCAAGCGAUUCAAAAUCACCACCGUCAACGACUCCGCACGCGCCUUCACGCGCUACUAACCACCGUAGAAGGAGAAGGUCCCGCGGAGUUUAAGGACAUGAUCGCGAGGAACGACGGAAGAGAGCUACGUAAGUUUGCAUGCAUGCUGACGUCAAACUCCGAUCACUUCUUCGAGAUAGUCAACGACAGAGAAGGCUCGAGACGCGUGAGGACACUCCUCGGGAAAUCGCAAGAGACCGACGAAAUCUUGUUGAACGCUAUCGUGCGAAGAUUCAUCGACGUCAUGACCGGAGAACACAGUUACUUCGUUGCGUUACGAGCCAUUAACGUUUUCAACGACGCGAGAAGCUCGGUUUUGGUCAACCUCACGCUCCAUGACGCGUUUUACUUGGCGAGUGACAAAACCGGAUGCAUCGCACUAAACCAGGUCAUAACCGGAUCAAAAGAUUUCACCAGGUACGAAUUCCUAAACGCAAUCGCAAAGAACGCUGAUUUGCUGAGCAUGGACGAUUCAGGGACCUUUGUUGUGCAACAUGCGCUUAAGUUCCAAGACUUGCAAUGCACAAACGAUAUAGCGUUGCGUCUUUGUGGUUACUACGUGGAGCUUGCCUCUCAGAGACGUGGAAGCUACAUCGUGGAGCAGAUUCUUGAGUCGAGGUCGGUGAUGGGUUUGGAUUUAGUGGUGAGUGAGCUUGUGGAAAGCGGUGGGGCUACGUUGUUGAGGCUGGCUCGGAAUGAGUUUGGGAAUUACGUCGUGCAAAAGGCUUUGAGAGUCACGUGGAGCGAGCGUAGGGCUGAUUUGUAUUGGGGUCUCGUUGAGAAGCUGUUGCCUUUUCUUGAUAUGUUGCGUCGGUCUCACGGAAGAAACAUUGCCGAGUUUAUCCAGUCCAAACUUGUAUGA